Solanum stenotomum is the source of this 2904-nucleotide messenger RNA. RefSeq lists its product as uncharacterized. Bases 1 to 2904 code for a protein of 967 amino acids. The record is from RefSeq and is a predicted model, not a curated record. The transcript has 4 exons. NCBI's taxonomy places the organism in Eukaryota, Viridiplantae, Streptophyta, Magnoliopsida, Solanales, Solanaceae.
AUGGCACCUAGUAAGCAAUGGAUGCAACUUUCUCUUGAUAAACGGGUUGACCAAGCCUAUUUAGACGGGGUGCAAAAGUUUUUGGAUUAUGCUUUUCGGGGAUCAGGAGAAGAAGAUGAAAUACGAUGUCCAUGUUACAAAUGUUGUAAUACAACAUUAGGAACUCGUGAGAUGAUUGAUACACAUUUGAAAGUAUAUGGAAUAAUUCAAAAUUAUACUUUUUGGUAUCACCACGGAGAACAUUUAGGUGAGCCAGUGUCAAACUCUGAAGAUGAAAAUGAUGAUGAAGUAGAAGAUUAUGAAAGUGAAGAUGAAGUACAAGAGUUGUUGAAGGAUUUAUAUCCUAAUGUUGAUAGAGGAGAUACCCACACUAGUUAUGAUGAUGUAGUUGAGGAGGAACCAAAUGUUGAAGCUAAAAAAUUUUACAGCCUAUUGAAGGAUUUGGAGCAGCCACUAUACCAAAACUCAAAGGCUUCAAAGCUUUCAUCUUUGAUUAAAUUGCUUCACAUCAAAAGUAUGGGUCGUUGGAGUAAUGCGUCAUUUAGCAUGCUAUUAAAAAUGUUAAAAGAGGAGUUAUUUCCUAAUGGGGCUGAUUUGCCAAAUUCAUAUUAUGAGGCAAAGAAGAUUAUUCGAGAUCUUGGGCUUUCUUACGAUAAGAUUGAUGCUUGUAGUAAUGAUUGUAUGUUAUAUUGGAAGGAGGAUAGCUUACUCGAUUCUUGCAAAAUUUGUGGUGCGUCCAGAUGGAAAAUAAAUACACAUACUGGGGAAACAAAGAAUAAAAAGGGUAAAAAGAUAGCCUCAAAGACUUUACGCUAUUUUCCCUUAAAGUCUAGGCUUCAAAGGUUGUUUAUGUCUACAAAGACAUCUUCUCUAAUGACAUGGCAUAAGGAUGAAAGAACUAAUGAUGGAAUAAUGAGGCACCCAGCUGAUUCAAUGGCAUGGAAGUCAUUCGAUGACCUUCAUCCUUCAUUUGCAAUCGAGCCUCGCAAUGUUCGACUUGGACUUGCUAGUGAUGGAUUUCAGCCAUUUCGCAAUUCAAAAAUCUCACAUAGCAUUUGGCCUGUGGUUCUUAUUCCUUAUAAUCUACCACCUUGGUUGUGUAUGAAACAAGAAAAUUUUAUAUUGUCAAUGCUUAUUCCUGGUCCAAAUGGUCCUGGAGAUGCAAUUGAUACAUAUCUUCAGCCUCUAAUUGAGGAAUUGAAGGAGUUGUGGGAAGUUGGUAUUGAGACCUUUGAUGCAUCAACUAAACAAAAUUUUAAGUUGCAUGCUUCUUUGUUAUGGACUAUCAAUGACUUUCCAGCUUAUGGAAAUUUAUCUGGAUGGAGUACAAAAGGAAAAUUGGCAUGUCCAUCUUGUAAUAAAGACACCUCCUCAAUUCGAUUGGCUAAUUGUAGGAAACAAUGCUUUAUGGGUCAUCGACGUUACCUUCCCAAGGAUCACAGGUGGAGGAAUGACAAGAAGUCAUUUGAUAAUACAAUAGAGAAGAGGCUCCCACCAAAAACAUGUUCUGGAAUUGAGAUACUUAAUCAAGUGCAAGAUCUUGAAGGACAACCAUUAACAAAGGAUCCCAAGAAAAAGAGGAAGAUAUCACAUGAAAAAAGAAAUGAUAAUUGGAACAAGAAAAGUAUCUUUUUUGAACUUCCAUAUUGGAAAUCUCUCUUGUUGCGACAUAAUUUGGAUGUCAUGCAUAUUGAGAAAAAUAUAUGUGAUAAUAUCAUGGGGACAAUCAUGAAUGUCAAAGGAAAGACAAAAGACACAAUUAACACUCGGUUAGACUUGAAGGAAAUGAACAUUCGGCCAGAAUUGCACCCUAUCCAAAGAGGGGAGAAAGUUGAAGUUCCAACUGCAUGCUACACAUUGUCGCCUGAAGAUAAGCACAAGUUAUGUCUUUUCUUGAAGAAUUUAAAGGUCCCUGAUGGAUUUUCGUCUAAUAUUUCUCAAUCUGUAAACUUGAAAGAUCACAAGAUAUCUGGAUUAAAAAGUCAUGAUUGUCAUGUUCUUUUGCAACAUAUUCUCCCUCUUGCUCUUCGUGGUAUGUUGUCCAAAGAAGUGUGUGAACCUCUUAUUGAGUUAUCAAUUUUUUUUUGUGUGCUUGGAUCAAAGGAGUUGAUGAUUGAUGACUUGACACAUAUUGAAGCACAAAUUCCCAUAAUACUUUGCAAGUUAGAAAAGGUCUUCCCUCCUUCUUUUUUUGAUGUCAUGGUGCACUUGCCUGUUCAUUUAGCUGGUGAAGCACAGAUUGGUGGACCUAUUCAUUAUCGGUGGAUGUACCCUAUUGAGCGAUGGUUAUAUUUUUUGAAAUCUCUCAUUGGUAAUAGGGCAUGUCCAGAAGGUUGUAUUGCAGAGGGCUACAUUGCAAAUGAAUGUAUGACCUUAUGUUCAAGGUAUCUGCAUAGAAUUGACACAAAAUUCAAUCAGCCAGAAAGAAAUGAUGAUGGGUGUUUUAAAAAAGUAAAUGGGGGUUUAUCCAUAUUUUGUCAAUCUGGAAAAAUUUUGGGAGCUAAAAAUCCUUUUGAGCUUGAAGCUAAAGAAUUGGAACAAGCACAUAUAUACAUUCUGAAGAAUUGUGAUGAAGUCAUACCAUAUCUUGAGUAUGGAGAAGAGUUUGCACAAAAUCAUAUAGAUACUGCUCAACACUUGUCAGAUGCAGAAUGGGAUCGAGAAUUUAUUGAAUGGUUUAAAGAUAGGGUUGCACAAUUGCAUAAAGCAGAUAAUAGUCAACUCAUGGAAGAUCUUCUCUCACUUUCACGUGGUCCUACCAAAUAUUCAACACAUUCUAAUGGCUACAUUGUUAAUGGAUAUAGAUUUCAUGUAGAAGAUCAUGAUCAAAUGUUAAGGACUCAAAAUUGUGGUGUUGUUGUAGUUGGUGAGAGUGAUAAAGAUAGUGAGAAUAUAAAAGAGUGA